CAGCACUGCCGAUGAGGUUACACGUUGACAGUUUUGACAUUCCUUGAUAAAUAAAUUUUACCGGAGUCCUAUUAGAGUACAAAUAGCAAUGAAAGCGUUAAAAUUAGGCCUUCUACUGAUAGCCACAGUUAUUUUGUACAAUGUGGACGCGCAGGGAAAACGACAGGGUUCAACCCUUGCGGAAAGGGUCCAGCAGUUAACAGACAUGACCAAUAAGAGGCCUAUUUUAAGGUUUAAUGCCAACAAAUUCAGGGAAUUUGUUAAAACUGCCCCUAGAAAUUACUCCGUUAUCAUAAUGUUUACUGCGAUGGCUGCUCAAAGGCAGUGCAUGGUUUGUAGGCAGGCCAACGACGAAUUCUCCGCUGUUGCCACAUCUUUCAGAUACUCGCAAGCAUACAGCAACAAAUUAUUCUUUGGGGUUGUUGAUUUUGACGAGGGUUCAGACAUUUUCCAAAUGUUAAAGCUCAAUACGGCCCCAGUUUUUAUGCAUUUCCCCGCCAAAGGCAAACCAAAGGGGCCUGAUACUAUGGAUAUACAAAGGAUUGGUUUUGCUGCCGAAACUAUCUCUAAAUGGAUUGCUGAACGUACUGAUAUUCAGAUUCGCGUAUUCCGUCCACCAAACUACAUGGGAACAUUCGCCUUGAUAAUGUUGAUAGCUUUCGUUGCCGGUAUUUUGUACCUAACGAGGAACAAUUUGGAUUUCUUGUGCAACAAAAAUAUGUGGGGUGUGUGCGCUCUCUUCUUCACCUUAGCAAUGACGUCGGGACAGAUGUGGAACCACAUCAGAGGCCCUCCAUUCAUGCAUAAAAACCAAAACGGGCAGAUAGCCUACAUACACGGUUCAUCGCAGGGCCAGUUUGUUGUUGAAACUUACAUUGUUAUGGUAUUAAAUGCCGCUAUUGUUAUUGGUGUGAUAUUGUUAACUGAAGCAGCCAAAAUCAAAGGAGAUCCAAAGAGGAAGAAGUUUAUGGCCAUUUCCGGAUUAGUUUUACUUUCAGUGUUCUUUUCUUUAUUGUUAUCCGUUUUCAGGACAAAAACACAAGGCUAUCCUUAUAGUUUCCUUUUUAAAUAAAGGCCUCAUAUAUUUAAAUAAAAAAUAUAUGAAAUCACAGGAUUAAAUUAUUAGUGUUUUUCUAAUUGUUGUGAUAUAAAUAAAUUGAUAUAUUGAAAUAAAACAUUCUUAAUUUAA
Messenger RNA from Brassicogethes aeneus, 1189 nucleotides. The record is from the annotation of a GenBank genome assembly. NCBI's taxonomy places the organism in Eukaryota, Metazoa, Arthropoda, Insecta, Coleoptera, Nitidulidae.